AUGGCUACAACAUACGCUGAAGUAGUUAAAGAAAAUUUGGAAGCAGAUGUUACAAACAAUGCUCAACACCAUACCACUGCAACUUCUCAAGAUAAAUACUCGGAUAAUUAUGAUGCAGCUGUAUACGAUAGAGUAGAAGGUAGUAGAAAGAUAGUAGAAAAUAUUAAAAAUAUGAGUAUAGAUCGUGAUAUUAAGGAGCAAAAAAAAGCAAGAGGCACUAAUGAAGUUACUAAAAGGUCAAAGGGUGUUGUAAUUUUUACCGUUGCUCUUGAUAUUGCCUUGGCUGGUUUAUUGGUUGGAACAGUAUAUAAAAAGCCUACUAUUAAUAAAGUAAAAUUGGGGGUUGGAACCGUUGGAUUAUCUUUAUUUUAUGGAUUUCAAUGGUUUUUUUAUCAGAAACAUAAUUAA
Messenger RNA from Rhizophagus irregularis DAOM 181602=DAOM 197198, 408 nucleotides. RefSeq lists its product as uncharacterized. The record is from RefSeq and is a predicted model, not a curated record. NCBI's taxonomy places the organism in Eukaryota, Fungi, Glomeromycota, Glomeromycetes, Glomerales, Glomeraceae.